Molecule: messenger RNA, 2879 nt
Organism: Aedes aegypti (yellow fever mosquito)
Lineage: Eukaryota; Metazoa; Arthropoda; Insecta; Diptera; Culicidae
Product: neurogenic locus notch homolog protein 1
Exons: 8
Coding region: 89-2680 (863 amino acids)
Source: RefSeq, a predicted model, not a curated record
AGAAGCGCCCCGGAACGGGAACUCGCACAAAGUGGCUACCUCGCAGUGAAAGAUUUGGAGUGAUCAAUGUGACUUUGAUGUGUUCGAUAUGGCUCUCAAAAGUGUACUUUUAGUGGUGGCAGUGGGCGCAGUUUGGCCGAAGGCGGUCGAAUCCCUGAGCUGCUAUUCGUGUUCUGGAGAAACGUGCGUUAAUGGGGUUGAUUUUGGAGCAAUGCUCGAUUGCAAUGGUGUCCAGGACGCGUGUUAUACCAAGUUCAAUGGGUAUGUGCCUACUGAACGAGGAUGUACUUCAGCAUUGAAUAAUCCAUGCACGGCAGGGUCAUGUGAGUCAUGUAACAGUGAUUAUUGCAACGUUCUUGGCGCAACUCAGCACAAAUGUGUGGUUUGCUCGUCGGUGCUGGAUGAAAACUGUAUUAGCAACCCAGGCGAGCUGCCAGGGCAACAGUGUGGAGCCCCGAGUACGGACGUGGCGGAAACGCAGUGCUAUUCGCGAGUGAUUGGAUCCGUUACCGAGCGAGGCUGCAUUCAAUCCCAAUCCGACUUGGACACCUGCGAUGGCAUCCAAUGCUCCACAUGCGCCGGAGAAGCAUGCAACAACGCGGAAUAUCCCGAAAAACGCCAGAAGUGCGUCAAAUGUAGCUCAAUGGAAUGCAAAACCUCCGCCACCACCAGUUACUGUGACCUUCCAGAUGACAGCUGCGUGACCGCCAAAAAGACUGAUGGAACGUAUCUCAAAACGUGCGAACAUUCCAUGACCGAUUCGGACCGACAAUUCUGCCAAUCAAAUCCAUCCGCCUGUUCGUUCUGCGGCCAGAACGAAUGCAAUCGUAACGAGAUCAACGUCGCCGACCCUGGCCGCCAAUGCUACACGUGCCAAGGCACCGAUUGUUUGCAUUCGUCACUGAGGAUCGAAACCUGUCACGAAACCGACGAUCGGUGCUUUACCAUCUUUGACGGUUACAACCCAACUCAACGGGGCUGCCGGUCACAAUUCAGCACCCAGGAAAAGGCCACUUGCGAUAAUGCCGACAACGUUAACUGCAAUCUCUGCCAAGAUGACCUAUGCAACGUGGGUGGACGUGAAGACCACAAAUGUCUGUACUGUUCCUCUACGCUAGAUGUAAACUGUAUCAACCCGUCCGGUCAGAUGCCGAGUUUGGUUCAAUGUCCUGCGCCAACCACUGAAGUCACGGAAGAGGCCCAAUGUUACACUCGAAUUAUAGGAAUGGUAACGGAGCGGGGAUGUCUCGGUUCGGCCACGGAUGUGGACCAAUGCGAUCCGGAAGAGAACUGUGCGACCUGUUCGGGACCCGGGUGUAAUAUGGCACUCUUCCCAACCGACAGAAGGAAAUGUGUGGUGGACUCUUCGGCCAAUCAGUACUGCCCGGACCCAUGGGAUGUCUGUGUACAAAUCGCCAACAGCACCAGUGGAGGGGCCAACAUUAAAAAAUGCCAGUCAUCGAUGACUGCGGAGGAGGCGUCCUUCUGCAAGGCCAACAGCAACAAGUGUGAUUUUUGUGCGUCAGAUAACUGCAACCAGAACGAAGUGAACUUUAACUAUGUAGAAUGCAUGGUCUGCAACUCCCGUGACAAUCCAGCCUGUGCGACAAAUCCAGCUGCCAUCACCAGCAUGGCACGCUGCCAAGCCUGUGCAAGUUUACUGACGAACGACGCCCAAGGUGUACAAGUACUGCAACGUGGAUGUCUAGAGCAGCUCUCGCCUGGAGGUGUCGAGCAGUGUUCAGGCACAACGUGUACAACCUGCAGAACAAAUCGCUGCAACAUCGGAAACUAUCCGGAGAGCCGUUUGGAGUGCUACUCGUGUCUCCAACCGCCGUGUAUUUCUCAUGGUUCGAUCAGUCUUGAAUACUGCCUGCAAUAUUCCACAUCGGAUCGAUGCGUCAUGCUGCUGGACACGUCAGGUAUCCCUAUCCGGUUGGGAUGUAACAGUACCCUUACGUCUGCAGAGCAAACUUCUUGUAGCUCGAAUCCCCAACAGUGCAGAUACAGUUCCAAAUCCAAGUCGAAUGACCCCUCGGCGCUUCUAAGACCUGGCAGCUGCGUGCAAUGUAAUUCUGCCUACGAGUCCAACUGUAUGACCAACCCCAGCAGCUUCGAGGCCACGCCUUGUAACGAUCCAGAGAACAGCCAAUGCUACUCACGUCUCACCAACGGAAAUAUCGUCGAACGAGGAUGCCUCAACGACCUGGACAGGGCCUCCAAAACCAAGUGUCUUUCGGGCAAUAACUGUAUGCUCUGCUCGACCCGGACGGAGAAGUGCAACUCCAGGCAGUAUCCACCGGACCUAAUCCGUUGCCACCAGUGCGACUCCAGUCAGACUGCCAGCUGCAAAAACGUUCAAUCCGGAACAGCUCCAGUCUGCCCUAGCUACAGCCAGGACAACCACUGCUACACCAUAGUGCAGAAAAGUGGCCAAACGGUGCGGAAAUGCUCGACCUUACCGCGGGAUACGGAAUGUGCUGGAGCAGAUCGGUGCGAGAUUUGUCGUUUCAGCGGUUGUAACUCCCGGAAUUCAACCGACGUAAUGCCCGUUGAUGUUCCGAAUCAAACGACAACUACCACACCAAAGCCAGAAAAAGCUGCGGCGGCCAUCGUGGGUGCCAAUUCGAUGGUGGCGCUCAUGACGUUGAUUGCGGUACUUGCGGUAGCACAACACUAAGCGGUGGCGAGGGUAUGCGAUAUUGCGAAUGAUCCAGUCAAACUCCGAUCGAAACGAAAAUACGCAGGAUAGCACGGAACCGAAUGAGGCAAAAUUUAUAAUUUUAAGUUUCGUUUCGUUUCGCCAUACUGUAAAAAAUCAGUUUUUUUGAUAAUAUACGGAAUUUUUCGAAAUGUUCAUCGAUUGAAAACCCCUACAA